GUUUAUGUCAAACUGACAGUCAGUACCAGUAGUUAUUUAUUUGUGCUUGUAUUUUACGAUGUUGUUCAGAGAAUCUGUUUAUAAUUACGUUUACUUGUUAAAUGGGAAGUGAUUGUGGCAAUUGACUUUAUUAUCUAUAGAACUUUUCUAACAUUUUCAAGUAAUUGACAGUACCAUAUAAGUAUGGUUAUCAUGGAACUAGGUGAAAGCGUCGGCAGCUUGGAAGAGCAGGCACUUAAAAGGAAAGAAAGACUAAAGAACUUAAAACGGAAGAACCGUACUUCAGAAAAUGAAACUUCAGACGCUCCUGCUGAGAAAGUUUCAUUGCCAAAACCAAAAUUUCGGAGCUAUAAACCACAAGAUGAGACCCUUCAAGAAGCCAAGUUGGAGGAUGCUUUACCACCAGCUGUUGAGGAUGAAGUAAAAGAUUUGCUAGAAGCUGGCAAGGAGAAGGUAGUCCUUCAAGACCUAGACAUAUCAAGUUUAGCACCUAGAAAACCUGACUGGGACCUGAAGCGAGAUGUAUCAAAGAAACUAGAAAAGUUGGAACGGAGAACACAGAAGGCCAUUGCAGAACUUAUAUGGGAGCGACUCAAACAGGGAAAGGAGGACAACCUUGGAGCCAUGAUCACAAUGACAGAUAAGCCUAGUACUGAUGAUUGAUAUGAUAUGAUUGCUGUAUCUAGUGUGUAAGUAAUAUAUGAUAUUUUUUAAGAUAA
Messenger RNA from Cydia pomonella (codling moth), 719 nucleotides. RefSeq names its product coiled-coil domain-containing protein 12. The record is from RefSeq and is a predicted model, not a curated record. The transcript is spliced from 3 exons. Gene Ontology annotation, cellular component: U2-type spliceosomal complex; post-mRNA release spliceosomal complex. Lineage: Eukaryota; Metazoa; Arthropoda; Insecta; Lepidoptera; Tortricidae. The coding region runs from base 184 to 663 and encodes 159 amino acids.